UCCAGAGGAGGCAAACGAGGUGACGCUUGAAAAGCUCCGCUCCAUCUUCUGAGCGAAGGCAUUUGCGCUUUUUUCCCCCCUGUGGCUGCUGAAGAACCACAGUCGAGUUUGGGGGUGCCAGGCUAAAGUGGCGAAUAAGCUCCCCAGAAGGUUACAGAUAUUUGAUAAAUAUUAUUUACACAUCCAUUCUAACUGUACUGUAGAACAGAAUGAUGAAGGGUCAUUUCAAAAGUUACACAGUGAAUGAACACUCCGGACCAGCAGAGUUCUUGAGCAAUGGCUAUGACAAUGCUGCUUUCCAACCUGAUGAAACAGCUGUACCAAAUGGUCAUUUAAAGAAAAACAAGAAAAAAAAGAAAAAUGAAAAACCAGAGGGAAAAAAUAAAGCAAUGGUUGGGUUUUUUGAACUGUUUAGUUUUGCAGAUGGACUAGAUGUCGUUUUAAUGAUCAUAGGGGCUAUCUCAGCUGCUAUAACCGGAACUGGACAGCCACUUCUGAUCAUUGUUUUUGGACAAAUGACAAACAGCUUUGUGGGAACCUCCGAAAAUGGAACUACAGGUGGUGCAGAAGCAAAUAGCUCAGCAUGUCCAGAAGCAGCUUCAGAUAUAGAAGAACAAAUGAGCAUACAUGCUUACUACUUUGUUGGAAUUGGCUUUGGCGUACUGGUGUUUGGCUUUAUUCACAUCUGGGCCUUUGUGGUCGCUUCUACAAGACAAACUGCAAGAAUACGUAACAAGUUCUUUUUUGCUGUGCUCCACCAAGAGAUGGCCUGGUUUGAUACCACCCAGAUUGGAACACUCAACACUAGAUUGACUGAUGAUAUUAAUACCAUUCAUGGAGGCAUUGGAGACAAAAUCAGUAUAACCAUUCAGCAUUUUUCCACAUUUGUGACGGGCAUUAUCAUAGGAUUUGUGUAUGGAUGGAAACUGACCCUGGUGAUACUGUCUGUGAGCCCUCUUCUGGUUAUAUCCGGUGGUGUCUGGUCCUAUCUCCUGUCAGUGUUGACAUCUAAAGAGCUGACGGCUUACGCAAAGGCGGGUGCUGUGGCAGAAGAAAUCUUGUCAGCCAUUAGGACAGUUGUUGCUUUCAACGGACAAAAGAAAGCAAUAGCAAGGUAUGAUGCCAACCUUGAGGCAGCUAGAAGCGUUGGAUUGAAAAAAACCAUAACCACUAAUUUUUCUUUGGGAAUCUCCCAGUUUUUAAUAUUUGGAUGCUAUGCUCUUGCCUUUUGGUAUGGAACAAAACUCACGGUGGAUGAGAAGGAUAACUAUGAUAUUGGGACAGUGUUAAUUGUGUUUUUUGCUGUGCUUAUUGGUGCAUUUUCCAUUGGACAAGCUUCCCCCAAUUUGGAGAGUCUGGCCAGUGCUCGUGGAGCAGCCUAUGAAGUCUAUAAAAUAAUCAAAAAGAUUCUCAAGGGUCUGAAUCUAAAAGUCCAGCCUGGGAAAACAACUGCCCUUGUUGGUUCCAGUGGCUGUGGCAAAAGCACUACAAUUCAACUGUUGCAGAGAUUUUAUGAUCCAAAUGAAGGGCAGGUUACCAUAGAUAACCAUGAUAUCCGUACACUUAAUCUCAAGUGGAUGAGAGAAAACAUUGGCAUUGUAAGCCAAGAACCAGUUUUGUUUGCUACUACAAUAGCAAACAAUAUUCGCUACGGUAAAGAGGAUAUUACAGAUGCUGAAAUUGAGCAAGCAGCUAAAGAAGCCAAUGCUUUUGACUUCAUAUCAAAACUUCCUGAUAAAUUUAACACCAUGGUUGGGGAACGGGGGGCUCAGCUGAGUGGAGGACAGAAACAGCGCAUUGCUAUUGCUCGUGCCUUAGCCAGAAACCCCAAGAUCCUGCUACUGGAUGAAGCUACUUCUGCUUUAGAUACUCAGAGUGAAGCCAUUGUGCAAGCAGCACUUGAUAAGGCCAGAACUGGGCGCACUACCAUUGUGAUUGCUCACAGACUUUCUACAAUCAGGACAGCGGACGUUAUUGCUGGCUUUGAGAAAGGUGUUCUGGUCGAACAGGGAACACAUGAGGAACUCAUGGCACAAAAAGGAGUCUAUUAUGCCCUUGUAAUGCAGCAGUGUUAUGGUGGAGAUGAUCAGGAUAGUGAAACAGAAGAAGAUUCAAAUAUUGAGACUGAGGAAGAGGACGAAGAGGACGAAGAGGACGAAGAGGAGGAUGGCGAUGAACGUAGCUUUGGAGAAGAAGAUCUAAAUGAUCCGUUCACAGAUGAUGUAGAAAAUCCUGUUGGUGACACAGAAAAGGCUAUAGAGGGAAAUUUUCAUAGAGCAUCCAUCAGACCCAGCUUGAGUAGGGCUUCUACUAAAAGAUACUCUGAGCGCAAGAAAAGGAAGAAAAGGAAGAAGAAAACAAAGAAGAAUAAAGUGGAAGAGAAGCUUCCUGAAGUGCCUUAUUCCAGGAUUCUGGCGCUAAAUAAACCUGAAUUUUGCUACAUAGCAUUUGGGGUCAUUGCUUCUGCCAUUGGAGGAGCUGUCACUCCUGCAUUUGCAGUUCUGUUUGGUAAAAUUAUUGGGGCUUUCCAAAUAAAAGAUACUACAAGGAGAAACUACUAUACAGUGAUGUUUUCUCUUUUGUUCCUUCUCUUGGGAGUGGUUAGCUUUGUAACAUAUGUAAUACAGGGCUUCAUGUUUGGGAAGUCUGGGGAAGCCCUGACCCUGCGAUUGCGAUCCCUUUCAUUCAAAGCAUUGCUUCAACAGGAGAUUGGAUGGUUUGAUGAUCAUAAGAACAGCAUUGGGGUUCUGUUAACCAGACUUGCAACAGAUGCGUCCCAAGUCAAAGGAGCUACUGGAAGCCGGCUGUCUGUAUUAACCAUGACUGUCUUCACACUUGUGACAUCUCUUGUUAUUGCUUUUGUGCAUGGCUGGCAAUUAACGCUGCUCAUCUUGGCCUGUAUUCCUUUCAUUGCUGCUACACAAGCUAUCAGAGUCAAGUCAAUGUCUGGUCAUGCAGCAAGAGAUCAAAAAGCCCUUGAAGAAGCAGGAAGAAUUUCAACAGAGACUGUGGAAAACAUAAGAACGGUGGCUGCAUUGACAAGAGAAGAUAAAUUUUUUGAAAGAUACAAUGAAAGCUUAGAAGGCCCAUAUAGAGAUGCUCUGAAGAAAGCUCCCAUUCAUGGAUUUUCAUAUGGCAUCUCCCAGAGUGCCAACUUUUUUAUAAAUGCUGCUGUCUUCAGAUUUGGAGCAUGGCUUAUCGCCCACUGUUACAUGAACUUUGAACAACUUUUUAUAGUCUUUGCUUCAGUGAUUUUUGCUGCUAUAAAUGUUGGUCAGUCCAAUUCUCUUGCACCCGAUUACAACAAAUCAAAAGUUUCUGCCCAAAGGAUUUUUCACCUUUUGGAUCGGAAGCCACCAAUUGACAGCUAUAAUGAAGAAGGUGAAAAAUUGCAAAUAUUUGAAGGCAAUAUUGAAUUCAAGGACAUCCAUUUUGUAUAUCCGACCAGAACAGAAGUGCAGGUUUUACAAGGGCUCAAUCUAAAAGUUAAUAAAGGGCAGACUUUGGCAUUAGUGGGAAGCAGUGGCUGCGGCAAAAGCACCUCCAUUCAGCUUCUGGAAAGAUUCUAUGACCCGGGAUCAGGACAAGUGCUUGUAGAUGGUAUGGAUUCCAAGUCUCUGCAUAUUCAGUGGCUGAGAUCGAGACUCGGCCUUGUGCAGCAAGAACCUAUUCUGUUCGACUGCAGUAUAGCUGAGAAUAUCCAGUAUGGAGACAACAGUCGAGUUGUUAGCCAAGAAGAAGUUGAAGAAGCAGCUAAAGCAGCUAAUAUUCACAACUUUAUACAGAAUCUCCCGGAGAAAUACAAUACUCGUGUGGGUGAUAAAGGAGCACAACUUUCAGGAGGGCAGAAACAAAGAAUAGCCAUCGCCCGCGCCCUUGUCCGAAAGCCUGCAGUUCUGCUUCUGGAUGAAGCCACAUCAGCUCUUGACACAGAAAGUGAAAAGAUUGUCCAGAAGGCCCUGGACGAUGCUAGAAAAGGUCGAACCUGCAUUGUUAUUGCUCACCGAUUGUCCACUAUCCAGAAUUCUGACAUCAUAGCAGUUAUCCAGAAUGGCAAAGUAAUUGAACAGGGAACUCAUAGUCAGCUGCUGGCAAUGGAAGGAUUCUAUUAUGCCCUUGUCAAUGCACAAGUAUCCCAUUAGCCUAGACUUUUAAGAUCUGCCAUAUUUAUACAACGAGAAGCAGAACCAAUGGAAAAGUGGUACAGCAAUGUAAGAUACCAAGAACCAUACCAUUGUUCUGGAUGCCCAUAGCAGCUUUGAGAUUGGGUUUGUGUCCUAUCCCACCUGGCUAAUUGCUUUUGAAACUUAGAGGACUAUGAUGCACCAGAAGGAAACCGGGACUCUCCUGCUCAAAGGACAAAAAAGUUCAAACUCUUCACUAGGCUUUUAAGCACAUCCAACGUAGGUUCUUGAGACUAACGUCAUUAUUAAAAAUUGGCCAUAUCCUCUUUCUGUAGCCAUCAUCAAUGAUGUUCAGAUCCUGCUAGAGCAAAAUGAAUGUAUGUUGGACCUUUCCAAAAGGACUGAAAGACACUUAUUUAUAUCUUUCUUUGUUAAAGUUU
Molecule: messenger RNA, 4564 nt
Organism: Pogona vitticeps (central bearded dragon)
Lineage: Eukaryota; Metazoa; Chordata; Lepidosauria; Squamata; Agamidae
Source: RefSeq, a predicted model, not a curated record